Messenger RNA from Lolium rigidum, 991 nucleotides. RefSeq names its product probable thiol methyltransferase 2. Gene Ontology annotation, molecular function: S-adenosylmethionine-dependent methyltransferase activity. The coding region runs from base 1 to 750 and encodes 249 amino acids. NCBI's taxonomy places the organism in Eukaryota, Viridiplantae, Streptophyta, Magnoliopsida, Poales, Poaceae. The transcript has 8 exons. The record is from RefSeq and is a predicted model, not a curated record.
AUGCACGCGCUGUCUCGCCCCGUCCUCUCGCGCGCGCGGCCGCUGCUGCUGGCGGCGGCGAUGGGGUCGUCGUCGGGGAGGGACCCGAGCGGGCACCCGGCGGUGGGGAGGCUCCGGGAGCUCUUCCGGGGAGGCGGCGACGCGGCGGAUGGCUGGGAGAAGUCCUGGGAAUCUGGAAUAACCCCAUGGGAUUUUGGGAAGCCGACGCCGGUCAUCGAACACCUCGCCAAAUCAGGAACUCUACCGAACGGAAGGGCUUUGGUCCCGGGAUGCGGCAUGGGAUAUGAUGUGGUCUCUCUGGCAAGCCCUGAGCGAUUUGUUGUUGGCUUAGAAAUUUCUAAUAUAGCUACCGAGAAAGCUAAGCAGUGGUCAUCAUCUUUGCCAAAUGCAGAUCGGUUUACAUUUCUAGUUGCUGAUUUCUUCAAGUGGAAACCAAGUGAACCAUUUGACCUUAUUUUCGACUAUAUGUUCUUUUGUGCACUCGAUCCAAGCUUGAGGCUGGCUUGGGCAGAGACAGUUAGUCGCCUUCUGAAACCAGAUGGAGAGCUUAUCACCUUGAUAUAUUUGAUCAGUGAUCAAGAAGGGGGGCCACCAUACAAUAAUACAGUUGCUGACUAUCAGAAGGUACUGGAACCAUUGGGUUUCAAGGCUGUUAGUAUGGAAGACAAUGAGCUCGCUAUUAAACCGCGCAAGGGUUACGAGAAACUUGGAAGGUGGAAGAGGUGCUGUGGGCCGCAAUCUUCUCUAUGAGAAUAGAUGAAGCACUUGUUUACACUUCGUACACAUUGUUCUGUGUUCAGUUGGUGAUGUGCAGCUCUGAAAAACAUGGGUCCCGGUACAACAAAUUCUCGGAUGUAAACUCGUGCACGGAGUAACAUUCAUUGUUUCCAGGGAGAUAAACCGGUUAAUGUGAAAUUUCCCAAUAAGUCUGUGUGGCUAGAUACUAUGCUUAUUUUAAAUAUGCUGCAAGCUUAUCGUUUCUGCCGUACCA